Molecule: messenger RNA, 2352 nt
Organism: Cariama cristata (Red-legged seriema)
Lineage: Eukaryota; Metazoa; Chordata; Aves; Cariamiformes; Cariamidae
Product: E3 ubiquitin-protein ligase UBR1-like
Exons: 21
Coding region: 76-2352 (758 amino acids)
Biological process (GO): ubiquitin-dependent protein catabolic process via the N-end rule pathway; protein ubiquitination
Cellular component (GO): cytoplasm; ubiquitin ligase complex
Molecular function (GO): zinc ion binding; ubiquitin protein ligase activity
Source: RefSeq, a predicted model, not a curated record
GAUGAAAGAUUCAACUUCCAAGCUACGUUUUUACAGUGCUUGGCAAAACAUGUGCCAAAUAUUUACUCAGCUGAAAUGGACCCCUUGCUGGAGAAACAAGAAGAAAUGGUCCAGGCAGCAAUAUUAUACCCCCUGGAAUGUUACUUGUUUGGGGAAGACCCAGAUAUAUUCCUGGAGAAACUACAGCAGAGUGGAACCUCUCAGCUCUGUGGGAAGGUGUUCAAAGGAGGGGAGACAACGUACUCUUGCAGAGACUGUGCAGUUGAUCCAACUUGUGUACUCUGUAUGGACUGCUUCCAGAAUAGCAUUCACAAGAACCACCGGUACAAGAUGCAUAGCUCUACUGGAGGUGGAUUUUGUGACUGUGGUGAUACAGAGGCAUGGAAGGCUGGACCGCUGUGUACUAAACAUGAGCCUGGAGGAUCAGGUUCUGCAAAAGAAAAUUCUGAAUGUCAGUUGAAUGAAGAAAUUAUGGAGCACUCUAGGAGGGUGUUUCCCUCUGUGAUAAAAUACAUUGUAGAUAUGCUUAUAUGGGAAGAAGAGAAGGAACUGCCUCCAGAGCUCACAAUUAGUAGAGAGAAGGUAGACAGCUACUACUGUGUCCUUUUCAAUGAUGAACACCAUUCUUAUGAUCAUGUCAUCUAUAGCCUGCAAAGGGCACUUGGCUGCGAACUUGGUGAAGCCCAGUUGCAUACUACUGCCAUAGAUAAAGAGGGUCGUAGAGCUGUUAAGGCAGGACAUUAUGCCUCUUGUCAGGAAGCAAAAGAAGAAAUCAAGAGGCAUUCUGAAAAUGUUUCUCAACGACCACUUCAUGUGGAGGUACUGCAUGCUGAUGUUAUGGCUCACCAGAAGUUUGCCUUGCGCCUUGGUUCUUGGCUGAACAAACUCAUGAGUUAUUCAAGUGACUUUCGCAAGAUCUUUUGUCAAAUAUGUCUGAAAGAAGAAGCUGGAUCUGAAAAGCCUUGCUUCAUAAGCAAGUUGAUGCUGUGGGAUGCAAAACUUCAUAAAGGGGCAAGGAAGGUUCUUCAUGAACUUAUCUUCAGUAGUUUUUUCAUGGAAAUGGAAUACAAAAAACUUUUUGCUAUGGAAUUUGUGAAGUAUUACAAGGCAUUGCAAAAAGAAUACAUCAGUGAUGAUCAUGACAGAGUUCUCUCUGUGACAGCGCUCUCAGUUCAGAUGUUCACGGUACCUACUCUGGCCCGACAUCUUAUUGAAGAGCAAAAUGUAAUCACCACCAUUACAGAGACACUCAUAGAAGUGCUUCCAGAGUACCUAGACAAAAAUGACAAGUUCAACUUUCAAGGUUACAGUCAAGACAAACUGAACCGGGUAUAUGCAGUAAUAUAUGACCUCAGGUAUGUCUUAGUCAGCAAACCUACAUUAUGGACAGACCGUCUGAGGGAGCGGUUUUUAGAAGGAUUUGUUUCUUUCCUAAGGAUUCUGACUUGCAUGCAGGGAAUGGAGGAGAUAAAAAGACAGAUUGGUCAGCACAUUGAGGUGGACCCUGACUGGGAAGCAGCUAUUGCUAUACAGAUGCAGCUCAAGAACAUUCUUUUGAUGUUCCAGGAGUGGUGUGCCUGUGACGAAGAGCUGUUGCUCAAGGCCUACAGUGAAUGUCAUAAAGCUGUGAUGAGGUGCAGCAUAAAUGGCCGCUCACGGGAAAAGACGGUGUUUCACUUGUGUGGCCAUACUCUGGAGAGCAAACCUUACAGAGUGUCUGCAGAUCCUGUCAGCAUACAUUUACCACUGUCUAGGACUCUUGCUGGUCUUCAUGUACGAUUAAGCAAGACUGGAGCCAUCUCGAGAUUGCAUGAGUUUGUUUCUCCUGAAGCAUUUCAAGUGGAGCUGCUAGUAGAAUAUCCUUUGCGGUGUCUUGUUUUGGUUGCUCAGGUUGCUGCAGAGAUGUGGAGAAGGAACGGGCUCUCCCUGAUAAGCCAGGUAUUCUACUAUCAAGAUGUUAAAUGCAGAGAAGAGAUGUAUGAUAAAGACAUCAUCAUGCUCCAGAUAGGUGCAUCUCUUAUGGAUCCAAACCAGUUCCUUCUGCUGAUACUGCAGAGAUACGAGCUUGCUGAUGCUUUCAAAAAGAUCAAGCCCACCAAAGAUCAGGAUUUGAUCAAACAAUGUAAUGUGUUAAUAGAAGAGAUGCUACAGAUUCUCAUCUAUGUUGUGGGGGAAAGAUACGUGCCUGGAGUGAGUAAUGUGACAAAAGAAGAUGUUACCAUGAGAGAAAUCAUCCAUCUGUUAUGUAUUGAACCAAUGGCUCACAGUGCAAUUGCCAAGUCCUUGCCUGAAAAUGAGAACAAUGAAACUGGCUUGGAGAAUGUAAUUGAUAAAGUGGCUACGUUUAAGUAA